Betta splendens (Siamese fighting fish) is the source of this 1764-nucleotide messenger RNA. It is a transcript of the gene dkc1, whose product is annotated as dyskeratosis congenita 1, dyskerin. NCBI's taxonomy places the organism in Eukaryota, Metazoa, Chordata, Actinopteri, Anabantiformes, Osphronemidae. The record is from RefSeq and is a predicted model, not a curated record. Gene Ontology annotation, molecular function: pseudouridine synthase activity; RNA binding. The transcript has 15 exons. Gene Ontology annotation, cellular component: box H/ACA snoRNP complex. The coding region runs from base 47 to 1597 and encodes 516 amino acids. Gene Ontology annotation, biological process: box H/ACA sno(s)RNA 3'-end processing; mRNA pseudouridine synthesis; snRNA pseudouridine synthesis.
GGAAGACGGGGGGGCGACGUGCUCGCUGCUCCACCACAGAAGAAGAAUGAGCCACGGAAGCUCGCCUCCGCGCGCAGUCUUUCAGUUCAAGAUGGCGGACGUAGACGGAGCGUCAGUGAAGAAGAAAAGGGUGAAGAAAGUCACCGAAGAAGUUGGGGAAAUUCAACAGAGUGGAGAGUUUUUCAUUCAACCAGAAUCUAAGGUGGCUUCUCUGGACACGUCACAGUGGCCUCUGCUGUUAAAGAACUUUGAUAAAUUAAAUAUUCGCACAGCUCAUUACACUCCUCUACCGAGUGGCAGCAACCCUCUGAAAAGAAACAUCCAGGAUUAUGUCAGGUCUGGCUUCAUUAACCUGGACAAACCAGCUAACCCGUCGUCCCAUGAAGUGGUGGCGUGGAUCCGGAGAAUCCUGCGGGUGGAGAAAACUGGCCACAGUGGGACUCUUGAUCCAAAGGUCACCGGGUGUCUAAUUGUGUGUGUGGACCGAGCCACACGAUUGGUCAAAUCGCAGCAGAGCGCUGGUAAAGAGUAUGUGGGGAUCGUUCGGCUGCAUGAUGCUAUAGAAAGCAAACACACUUUGGCUCGGGCACUGGAGACUUUGACUGGCGCUCUGUUCCAGCGCCCUCCACUUAUCGCUGCUGUGAAACGUCAGCUGAGAGUCCGAACUAUUUACGAAAGCAAGCUGAUUGAGUAUGACGCAGAGAGGAGGCUGGGGAUCUUCUGGGUAAGCUGUGAAGCUGGAACUUAUAUCCGGACUCUGUGUGUCCACCUGGGUCUGUUGCUUGGGGUGGGCGGGCAGAUGCAAGAACUAAGGAGGGUUCGGUCAGGUGUCCUUGGAGAGAAGGAUAACAUGGCGACGAUGCAUGACGUCCUGGACGCUCAAUGGCAGUUUGAUCACAACAAGGACGAGUCGUACCUGAGGAGAGUAAUCUUCCCUCUGGAGAAGCUGCUGGUUUCCUACAAACGCCUGGUGAUGAAGGACAGCGCCGUCAACGCCAUCUGUUAUGGAGCCAAGAUCAUGUUGCCAGGUGUUCUCAGGUAUGAGGAUGGCAUUGAGGUAAACCAGGACAUCGUGGUCAUAACAACGAAGGGGGAAGCAAUCUGUACAGCUGUUGCACUUAUGACGACAGCAGUUAUCUCCACCUGUGAUCAUGGUGUGGUGGCCAAGAUAAAGCGUGUGAUCAUGGAGAGAGACACAUACCCUCGAAAGUGGGGUCUGGGCCCCAAGGCGAGUCAGAAGAAGGAGCUCAUCAAGAAAGGCCUCCUCGACAAACAUGGGAAACCCAACAAGAGCACGCCGCAAGACUGGAAGAACGAGUAUGUGGACUACAGUGUCUCCAAAGUCACAGAUGUGUCACAAGACUCUUCAGCAAAGAGGAAGAGGGAGGCAACUGACAGCGAAGGCGAAGCCGCGACAACACCGUCCCCACCAUUGACAGAAGGUACGAAAAAAAAGAAAAAGAAGGUCAAACUGGAGGAGCAGCAGCAGCAGCAGGAGGAAGAGAUGGAGCCCAACACUGUUUUAACAUGUGACUUACAGGGAGAAGCCAAGAAGAAGAAAAAGAAGAAGAAGCAGAAAGAUGACUCAUCAGAGUGAUAACGGAGCAUUGGGUGAAGAAUCUCAGCUGUCUGAAAACCUGGGCAUGAAGCAUUCUGGGAGAUUAAAAAUGGACUGCAUGGUGCAGGGGCCUUUUUUUUUUAUAUAUAGAUCUUUUUAUUUCACAUGUAAAUACACAAACAAUUCAAAAUAAAGUGUUUUCUGUA